UAACAAAAAUUAUUGGAAAAUUGACAUUAGGAAACUCUCGUCAGAUUCCCUGAUGAAUUGUUCACGCUGUAACUGUAAGCGUGGUGGCCAAGCCCAGUUUAUAUCCCCUGCAUCCAUCAUCUCCACCUUAAAAUACGCCCAACAAAUCACAUACAUCUACGUGGCCAAACAAAAGUUAUUUACAACCCCACGACUCCUUCCAUCCCAAGUUUUGCUAGAGAUGGACUCAAAUUUUGUGUUUCUAUAAAUCUCCUUCCAAUACUCGUAAUCGUAGUAGAGAGAAAAAGCUCAAUUUUCAUCUCAGAAGAGAAGAAUGUAUCCUCUAUGGGAAAUGCGGUCGGUGGCGGGGAACGUGUUCUCGGCCUACGCGUCGGUGGCCACGUCGGUGAUGCUGCUCCGAUCGCUGGCAAACGACAUCGUUCCGGAGCCGGUGAAGUCCUUCUUCCACGCGGCCUUCAGUCGUUUCUUCAAACACCUGGUGGACAGAUUCUUCGCGAGGCAGCCGACGCAGAUGACGAUGGUGGUGGACGAGCAGACCGGCAUCACGCGCAACCAAAUCUACGACGCCGCCGAGGUCUACCUCCGCACCCGAAUCAACCCCGACGCCGAGCGCCUCAAGGUCAACAAGUCGCCCAAGCAGAAGAGCAUCACGCUCAGCAUGGUCAAGGACCAGGCCGUCGACGAUUGCUUCAAAGGCAUCGAUCUCAGAUGGCAGUUCGUGCUCGUCGAGGCCGACGGCCAGCACGGCGGUUUCCGCCCGGAGAGGCGGUGGUUCGAGCUCACCUUCGAGAAAUCGAAGAAGCAGAUCGUCGUCGACGAGUACCUGCCUUUCCUGCUCUCUAAAGCGCAGGAGAUCAGAGACGACGACAGGGCGGUGAAGCUCUUCACUAGGGAUUGCCCCUUCGACUGCGACGACGACGACGGCGGCAACGGCGGCGGCGGCUACUGGGGCUGCGUGAACCUCGAUCACCCGGCGACGUUCGAGAAGCUCGCCAUGGACCCCAAUUUAAAGCGCGCCGUGAUCGAGGAUUUGGACCGGUUUGUGAGGAGGAAAGAUUAUUACAAGAAAGUAGGCAAGGCUUGGAAACGAGGAUACCUUCUGUACGGACCGCCGGGAACCGGAAAAUCGAGCUUGGUGGCUGCUAUGGCUAACUAUUUGAAGUUCAACGUGUAUGAUUUGGAGCUGAGCAAUCUCUACUCCAAUUCGGAAUUGCGGCGAAUGCUGCUCUGCACCAAUAACAAGUCGAUCAUCGUGAUCGAGGACAUCGAUUGCAGCGUGCAGUUGCACGACAGGGAUAGGGAGAUGGAGUCCGACGCUGCUGACGAGCAGUCCAACACUAAGUUGACUCUAUCGGGACUAUUGAACUUCAUCGAUGGAUUGUGGUCGACUUGUGGAGACGAGAGGAUAGUGAUCUUCACAACCAAUCACAAGGAGAAGCUUGACCCGGCCCUGUUAAGGCCGGGUCGGAUGGAUAUGCAUAUUCACAUGGGGUACUGCACCCCGGAAGGGUUUGAGGUGUUGGCGCUGAAUUAUUUGGGGAUCCACCAUCACCCCACGAUGUUCCCGCUCAUCAAGGACAUGAUUCGACAGUUUGAGGUCACCCCGGCCGAGAUUGCGGAGCAUUUGAUGAGGCACGAGGAUGUCGACCUCGCUCUUCAGGGAGUGCUUGAUUUGCUCCACCAGAAGAAGCCACCCAAAAAUGAUGAAUUAUUCCUCCACACCGAUGCUAUUGCUAGGGAUAACAAAAUUGGUGGAGAUGCUGUUAAGGACAAGGGGAAAAAGGGGAAUUUCUGGAAAUCUGUCAUCAAAUUUCCCAGACAACUAGGCAACUAAGUCUUGUUGUCAAAAUUUCGGCUAAUUUAGUGCGAUAAAUCAAAUUUCCAUGAGUUUUCCAUUUCCAAUCAUUCAUUCAAAAAUUAGAAAAUCCUCGAGUGAAAAUUGUUCAGGCCGCAGUGUCGGUGGCUAAUUCAUGCUGUUUAUGGUAUAUACUUUGAUUAUUUCUCAA
Molecule: messenger RNA, 2006 nt
Organism: Salvia miltiorrhiza (redroot sage)
Lineage: Eukaryota; Viridiplantae; Streptophyta; Magnoliopsida; Lamiales; Lamiaceae
Product: AAA-ATPase At2g18193-like
Exons: 2
Coding region: 314-1834 (506 amino acids)
Molecular function (GO): ATP hydrolysis activity; ATP binding
Source: RefSeq, a predicted model, not a curated record